AUGCAUAUUAUAACUAAGUUACCAGGACUCAAUUGUAUCUUCAAAAAAGUAUACAAAUACUAUAGCACAAACAUUAAACACAGAUUUCCCUUAAGCUUGGAAGUUUUAAAGAAGUUCCGCACUGAUUAUUAUUCUGAUCCUAAAAAUGAACUGGCACAAAAUGCAUGUUCAAGAUUUGACCCCUUUGAGGUGGCCAUUAGCAGAAAUAGAGCAGACACAAGCCUUCAUGUUUACAAUAUUAAGAUCGAGUCAGAAGCUAAACCGGUGACUAAUCAAGAAAACUCUGGAAGAUGUUGGCUGUUCGCAGCUUUGAACGCAAUGCGGCUGCCCUUCAUGAAGAAGUAUUGUAUCGAAGAGUUUGAAUUUUCACAAAGCUACCUGUUUUUCUGGGACAAAAUCGAGCGCUCACACUACUGGUUGAAUAAUAUAGUAGCCACGGCCAAACAAGGAGAAAAACUGGAGUCGAGACUAGUUAACUUCUUGCUAAAGGAUCCAAUCAACGAUGGCGGCCAAUGGGACAUGAUAGUGAACCUGGUAAACAAAUAUGGAGUGAUGCCCAAAAAAUGCUACCCUGAGUCGUUCAGCUCCAGGCGCAGCUUACACAUGAACGCGCUCAUUAAAACAAAGCUUCGCGAAUAUGCUAAGGAGUUGAGAGACAAGGUGGCUGCAAACGCAUCCGACCAAGAAAUACAGGCGACUAUCAACAAACAAAUAGCUGUUAUCUACAAUAUCGUCGCCACUUGCUUAGGAACCCCACCAGAAAAGUUUACCUUCGAAUAUUACAACAAGGAUAAAUGCUACAAUACAUUUGGAUCCCUGACUCCCCAGGAAUUCUACAACAACCACGUUCGACCAAUCUUCGAUGUUGACAGCAAGGUUUGUCUGGUAUCGGACCCCCGAACAUCAAACCCGUUUGGUCAGCUCUAUACCUUGCACUAUCUUGGUAACGUUGUUGGCGGCCGGCAGACUGCUUAUAACAACCAGCCCAUUGAAACGCUUAUGAAUGUGGUUAAAGCAAGUAUUCAGGGUGGCGAAGCGGUUUGGUUUGGCUGUGAAGUAUCCAAACGAUUUGAGAGAAAAAAUGGACUAGAAGACUUGGACGCCCAUGACUUCCGGCUGGUGUUUAAUACGGAGGUACAGAUCGGGCUGCAGAAGGCGGACAGGCUCAUGUACGGCGACUCCUGCAUGACGCAUGCGAUGCUCUUCACGGCGGUCGGCACUGACGAGAAAGGUUUUCCACGCAAGUUCAGAGUAGAAAACUCGUACAGCGAUAAAGAGUACGACAAAGGCUAUCUGCUACUCACCGAACCCUGGUUCAGGGAAUUCGUCUUCGAAGUUGUAGUGGAUAAAAAAUACGUCCCAGCAGAAGUAUUAGAAGUAUUCAAACAAGAGCCCAAAGUGCUGCCAGCGUGGGAUCCCAUGGGCACACUCGCCUGCCCAAUUUGUUCUACGGAAUAA
Messenger RNA from Arctia plantaginis, 1458 nucleotides. The record is from the annotation of a GenBank genome assembly. Lineage: Eukaryota; Metazoa; Arthropoda; Insecta; Lepidoptera; Erebidae.